This is a messenger RNA of Penicillium samsonianum, 918 nucleotides long. RefSeq lists its product as uncharacterized. The coding region runs from base 1 to 918 and encodes 305 amino acids. The transcript has 2 exons. Lineage: Eukaryota; Fungi; Ascomycota; Eurotiomycetes; Eurotiales; Aspergillaceae. The record is from RefSeq and is a predicted model, not a curated record.
AUGUCUCGAUACGCCAAAGCUCACGUUAGCCCGGAGGGGCCAGGUGACUCUCGACCAACAGCAUUGCAGGUGGUCAAAGAUGAAGGAAUGGAGGGAAAACUUGAGGGCAAAGUGAUUGUCAUCACCGGAACCUCGUCCGGGCUUGGUAUUGAAACGGCGCGCGCUCUCUCCACUACUGGAGCGACGCUCUUCUUGACAGCUAGAAAUGUCAAAAAAGCAAAGGACGCCUUGGCCGACAUUUCUGAGCCGGGUCGUACGGAGUUCAUCGAAAUGGACCUAGAAUCCUUCGAAAGUGUUCGUUCCGCUGCGAAGUCGAUCCUGAAAAAGACCGACAAGGUCAAUAUCCUGAUCAACAACGCGGGAAUCAUGGCAGUGCCAGAUCUUGAAUUCACCAAGGAUGGACACGAGUUGCAGUUUGGCACCAAUCACCUCUCUCAUUUCCUCCUAUUCCUGCUGUUGAAACCAGCGCUACUGGCCGCCACGUCCCCUGAUUUCCAUUCUCGGGUUGUCAAUCUGUCCUCUGCCGCCCACCGUGUCAACGGCAUCAAUGCAACAGACAACUACAACUUCGAAAAAGGGGGGCUUCACGCAACGAGUGUUCACCCUGGUGGAAUUGCAACUGGUCUUUCGAAGCACAUCCCCGAAGCACAUCUUGCAGCAAUGCUAGAGGAUAAGUCUCUACUCAAGAGCUUGAAGAGCCCAGAGCAAGGUGCUGCGACCACCGUGUGGGCUGCUAUUGGCAAGGAAUGGGAGAGCAAAGGGGGCAAAUAUCUCUCUAACUGUGCCGAGGCGAGGCGUGGAAACGAUGUUGGCGAUAUGUCAAGUGCGGACUAUGCCAGUCACACCUACAGCAGGGAGAACGAAGGCAGACUUUGGGAGGAUUCGGUGAAAAUUGUGGGAUCAACCGACGUCCUGUAG